UUAUUGUUCUCUCCAGGAAACGACGACGACUAACCUUCGCCUCCAGCCCGGACUCUGAAGAGGAGCCUGGUAUGGAACCAGAACCAAUGUACUUAGUCGAAAUUCCAUGACAUCGCCUCUUGGUGUUCAUCCACCAUGUCCCCCUCCAAGACACAGUACAAUGUCUCUCUCCGUGGCGACGCGAUACUCACCAGUCCCAGAUGGAACAAGGGCACUGCCUUCACCCUCACGGAGCGCAAGGCCUUUGGUCUCACUGGGCGAUUGCCGUAUCGCGUCAAUACUCUCGACGAGCAGUGCAAACGCGCCUACGACCAACUCCAGUCUCGACACUCACCUAUACGCAAGAAUUCCUUCUUGCAAAGCUUGAAGAACCAGAACUGGGUGCUUUACUUUGCUUUGUUAUCGAGGCAUCUUAGCGAACUCGUGCCUAUCAUCUAUACACCGACCGAGGCUGAUGCAAUCGCCAACUAUUCCCAUCUCUUCCGAAGGAGCGAGGGAUUAUAUCUGACCUUUCCCGAUCAAGAGACCAUGGAGCAGGACUUCCUCGAAGAGAUCAGAGGCAGAAGCAUCGAUCUCAUUGUAUGUUCCGAUGCAGAGGCGAUUCUCGGCAUUGGUGAUCAAGGUGUCGGGGGAAUCGGAAUAUCUGCCGCCAAGUCGGUGAUAUACACACUCAUAGGAGGCAUGGACCCUUCCAGGGCUCUCGCCGUUACGCUUGACGUCGGUACGGACAACGAGGAUCUUCUGAAUGACAAACUUUACGUUGGCUGGCCCAACAAACGUGUUCGUGGAGAGCAAUACGAUCGAUUUAUCGACAAGUUUGUGCAGCUUGUUCGAAAGCACUUUCCUCAUUGUCUCCUUCAUUUCGAGGACUUUGGUGUGACGAAUGCCCAACGCAUACUCGAACGCUAUCGGGACACUCAUUCAGUGUUUAAUGACGAUAUUCAAGGAACCGGUGCAGUCACUCUCUCUUGUGUCAUGUCUGCUAUCGGCAUCACGAAGACCAAGCUCUGUGAUCAGCGAUUCAUCAUCUACGGCGCAGGCUCCGCCGGGCUGGGCAUCACGAAACAGCUGCGUGACGCCAUGGUUGCUACAGACGGUACUCCGGAAGAAGAGGCCAACGCCAAAUUCUGGCUUAUCGACAAGCACGGCCUCAUCAGGCAGAGUACACCUGAUGUUCGAAAGGACCUUCACGCUUUCAUUCGAUCGGACGAGGAAUGGGCAUCGUUUGCCGGCGAGAUCGGCCUCCUGGAUGUAGUUAAGCAAGUAAAGCCGACGGUGCUGAUUGGGUGCUCGACUCAUGCGGGUGCUUUCACGGAAGAGGUCGUGAAGUCGAUGGCGGCACAUUGUGAGAGACCGAUCAUCCUCCCUCUGUCGAACCCGAGCCGAUUGGUAGAGGUCCACCCGAGUGACGCGAAUGACUGGACGGGCGGGAAGGCAUUGUUGGCCACAGGUAGUCCGUUCCCUCCAGCCAAGAUGCUGAACGGGAAGGAUUAUAUCAUUGCGGAAUGUAACAAUGCGCUGAUCUAUCCUGGGCUUGGAUUUGGUUCUAUGCUCUGUCAGUCUCGCAAGAUGACAGACACAAUGAUUAUCGCGGGGGCGCGCAGAUUGGCAUCUUUGUCCCCAGCGUUGAAAGAUCCGGAUAAUGCGCUUCUGCCAGACUUUGGCGACGCGCCUCAGGUGAACUUUGAGGUAGCUGUUGCUGUUGCUGAGCAGGGGAUCGAAGAAGGUGUUGCGGGCGUUCCUUGGUCGAAGGAGGAAGUACGAGCUAAGGCGAAGGCAAAGUUGUGGGAGCCUGUAUAUGUGGAGUACGUGUAUGAUAAGCAUGGAGAAGACUAGGCAAGGGGAGGUUGGUAUACUAGCGUUAGGAGAACAGUUCAUAGCCGUCCCUAAUUAGUAUUGUCGCGUCGCGUGGUUUUGGCAAAUUCGGAUCGCUUCUUUCACUUCAGCUUCAAGAUGGCCAACAUAGAACAAAUGCUUAGCAGGAUGGGGAAUAUAGAUUUCUUUGGAGAUCUCACAAGGGCGGCGAAAAUGCUAAUGGCUGCUGAAAAGAAGGGCCAUAUACCUGAUGACCUUGAUUUUGGUGUCGUGCCCGUCUGCGCGUCGUGCAAGCAGAACAUUAUGCCUCCAAAGAAACCACUACGAUGCGGG
Guyanagaster necrorhizus is the source of this 2148-nucleotide messenger RNA. RefSeq lists its product as uncharacterized. Bases 136 to 1836 code for a protein of 566 amino acids. Lineage: Eukaryota; Fungi; Basidiomycota; Agaricomycetes; Agaricales; Physalacriaceae. Gene Ontology annotation, biological process: malate metabolic process; pyruvate metabolic process. The transcript is spliced from 9 exons. Gene Ontology annotation, cellular component: cytosol; mitochondrion. Gene Ontology annotation, molecular function: malate dehydrogenase (decarboxylating) (NAD+) activity; NAD binding. The record is from RefSeq and is a predicted model, not a curated record.